AUGGAUUUGACUACAUUACAACUCCCUGACUCCACGAAGUCCUUCGCGUUGUACAUCGACGCCUCUAGUUAUGCGAUCGGAGCAGUUCUGGAACAAGACGGCAAGCCCAUCGGCUUCCUCAGCCAAGUCAUGAACCGCGCACGACAGAGAUACUCGAUCUACGAUCAGGAACUCUUGGCGUUGGUCACGGCCCUGGACAAGUGGUCACGUUUGCUCCAUGUUUCCAAGGUAACGGCUUGCACUGAUCACCAAGCUCUCACCCACUUCCAACGACUCCAAGCAUCGACGCCUCUGAGCGGACGCACUGCUCGGUGGUUAGACUUCCUGACCGACUUCCCGGAUUUGCACAUCACUUAUGUUCAAGGAACCCGCAAUCAAGUGGAUGAUGCCUUGUCUCGUCGUCCCGGUCUUCCUCACACCUGCUCGCACGACACGCCACAGACGCCACUGAUGCUUGCAGUAGAACAAGCGCGCGCGGCUCCUCGCUCUCGUGGUCGGCCCGACUCGAUCCUUGUCAUGGUCGACUGCCUCACCAAGAUGGCUCAUUUCGUUCCUGCAAAGAAGUCAUUCACAGCAGCAGACACCGUGGAGCUUCUCGCAGACCGUCUUAUUAGCUACCACGGAUUUCCAGAGGUACUCAUAUCGGACCGCGACCCCCGCUUCCAGUCGGAUCUCUGGCAACAACUCUGUAGCCGCUUUAACAUCAAACGGUACAUCUCCUCGUCUUACCAACUCCAAAGCGACGGUCAAACUGAACGGAUUAACCGCACACUCGAGCAGAUGCUUCGUACCUACAUCCAAUCUGAAAAACGCGAGUGGGAGCGUUUGCUUCCGGCCUUGGAACUUGCUUACAACAGAACCAGUCAUUUAUCCCCUGAGCUUUCGCCCUUGGAGGUCAUGAUUGGCGAGAAUCCGUUGACUGCUGUGAACCUUGAUAUCGUCGGCGCGUUAGCUCCUACGCUCACUUCUCCGAUGACUAAGCUUUCCCGGCAGCUCUGCGAUAGAGCACAGAGCCACAUCCUGAUGGCAAAAUGGCAGCAGAAGUACUACGCAGACACAAAACGCCGAGCCGUGUAG
Eimeria necatrix is the source of this 1077-nucleotide messenger RNA. RefSeq lists its product as hypothetical. The transcript has a single exon. Gene Ontology annotation, molecular function: nucleic acid binding. The record is from RefSeq and is a predicted model, not a curated record. Gene Ontology annotation, biological process: DNA integration. The coding region runs from base 1 to 1077 and encodes 358 amino acids. NCBI's taxonomy places the organism in Eukaryota, Apicomplexa, Conoidasida, Eucoccidiorida, Eimeriidae.